UAGGAGAAAAAAGCUUCACAAGUUGAGGCGCUUCGGUCUUUCUAAAGGCCAAAUUGCUUUGUUUUUCUUUGUCUCAGAUGAUUUGAGUCUUGGUAUUGACCCGAAGAUAUUUACGUUGUUCUGAAGAUCAACUAGUCAAGCAACACCAUGUUGUCGGAUUUGAGUGGACCUACUAAUGGUUUUGGACUUCGUUUCUUGGAACAAUUAAACACCAGUGAUUCGAAUAAAAAUGUCGUUUUCUCUCCUUUAAGUGUCAUAUUAGCCUAUGGAAUGUUAUUGGAAGGAGCGACUGGUAGAACUAGAGAACAGAUCAAAGAGGUUCUCCAAUUAUCUUCUAUUGGUGAUCAAAAUUCUGAAAUUUCUCAAGCCGCGAAAAAGCUUCUCGGUGAAUAUAAGUCAAUUUCAAAGAGUUAUGCUGACCGUCUCUUCUCAUUGAUUUUGGGCAAUUUGCUGUUAGUCAACAAAGAUUAUUCAUUAAAAGAAGCGUUUGUCAAAAGCUUAUCGAGAAAUUAUUUCGCUAAAGCGGCAAAUGAAGAUUUUCAAAAAGGAGUCGAAGUCAUGAAUAAGGUGAACUUGUGGGUCGAUAUAAAGACCUUUGGAAAAAUCGAUAAAAUCUUAACCGAGCCCCCGGGUCCUGACACCGUGUGCAUUAUUAUAAACACCGUUUAUUUUAAAGGGAAAUGGCGCAAACCGUUUGAAGGAAGUGAUACAUUUGAUGAAACUUUCACUAAUUCUGAUGGAACUAAAAGUAAGAUUAAAAUGAUGUCCCUUGUCGGUAUGAAAUUUAAAUAUCUGCACAAUUCCAUAGCCAAAUUUAAGGUUAUUGAGCUUCGGUAUAUUGGAAAGGUCAGUAUGAUCUUCAUUCUACCCACUGAAUCCAACACUUUGUCCAAUUUAAUUCCUACUUUAGACCAAACGGAAUUAGAAAGGCUUUUGAAUUCUAUGAUCCGAACGAAGCUUCGUGCUAUUUAUAUUCCGAAAUUUAAACUUGAAGAUACCCACAAGUUACAUGAGAUUCUCCCUCGAAUGGGAAUGGGAUUGCCGUUCAGUGGACACGCAGAAUUUAAAAACAUCACUGAAAAAUCUGAUUUAUUCGUAUCCGAAUCAAUUCAAAAGGCUUUUAUCGAAGUCAAUGAAAAGGGAACUGUCGCUGCAGCGGUGACACGUAUUACUGGCACAUUGGGCGGUAGGAGUAAUAGAGCGAAAGAAGAUUUCAUUCUCGAUCGACCUUUUAUAUUCAUGAUUCGCGACAAACAAACAGGAGUUAAUCUUUUUCUCGGUCAGAUAAAUCAAAUGCCUGAUCUUAAUUAAUC
Messenger RNA from Panonychus citri (citrus red mite), 1313 nucleotides. RefSeq names its product serine protease inhibitor 2.1-like. The record is from RefSeq and is a predicted model, not a curated record. Gene Ontology annotation, molecular function: serine-type endopeptidase inhibitor activity. Bases 148 to 1311 code for a protein of 387 amino acids. The transcript is spliced from 3 exons. NCBI's taxonomy places the organism in Eukaryota, Metazoa, Arthropoda, Arachnida, Trombidiformes, Tetranychidae.